Podarcis lilfordi (Lilford's wall lizard) is the source of this 6946-nucleotide messenger RNA. The record is from the annotation of a GenBank genome assembly. Lineage: Eukaryota; Metazoa; Chordata; Lepidosauria; Squamata; Lacertidae.
GUUAAGAGGAGCAGAGCGGGAGUCCUAGAGAGGACGGGAAGUGAAGGGGGAGUGAAGGUCCUCCAGGGCUAAAUCCCCCCUCCCCCUCCCUCCCUGCCUUCUUCUUCUCUCUCCUUUGCAAAAGCCCCUCCUGGACUCGGGUGAGUCUCCUCUCUCCUCUCUCCUCCCCCUGAGGGUGCAAUGGGGAGAAGGGGGUCCCAGGGGGGCAGGGAGGGGCCAUGGGGGUCCCUGCUCAGAUCAUGCCUGAUGGGGGGGAGACCCCCAAGUUAGGGAGCAGAGGGUCCUCCCUUGUCCUCUCUGCCAAGCCAGGGAGGGGCCACUUCGCAGGAAAUAUGCAGCUCUGCUCUUCCUUGGGAUCCAGAUGCUGCCUUCCUUUCGGGGGAGGGGGCUUUGAGUCAAGAAAGUAAACCCCCUUCAAAGGGAGGGAAAAGUCACAUUUCUGAACAGAGGAUGUAGACAGACGGGAACAUUCCCACGUGGGGGGAGCGCAGGGAGAAGAAAAGCCCGUCUGCAUCUGCAGCAGCACAACAGGACCACUUCCUGUGUCCCAGAUGCAACAACACACGUCUCUCCCCCAUCAUUUAAAUACACAACAAAAUUGUUCCAUUAAGCUACUGAAAUAAGCAUGAAGGAAAAGAAUAAUGUUAAAACAAUGCAGCUAUUAAGAGGCAGAAAAGAACAGAGCAAUGUGUAGAAAAAUAUCAUCUUUCUUCUCCCUUUUUUCCCUUAGGGUCCAGUGUGCUUUGAAGACGUAGCUGUUCCUUUCACAGAGGAGGACUGGGCUUUGCUGGAUCCUGACCAGAGAGCUCUGCAGAAGCAAGUCAAGGAGGAGAAUCCUGGGAUCGUGGCCUCUCUGGUAAGGCUCCCUGCUGGAUCAUAAGAUCAGUUUUGAAAUUCCAUACAGAUCUCUGAAGGACAAACCUCCUCUAUUUUGAGGGAGCCCCAUAGCGCCACCUACAGCAUCUGAGAUGUUAACACACCCACAACUCUCCAUAGGAGAUGUAUCUCCUGUUCUGUCUGGGAAUAUUCUUCCACCAGUCCUGCCUUUUCCAACCAUGAGGAGGCUGCUCUGAGCUGCCCAGGCCUUCUUCAAUGUAGGCUUCAGAGAUCUCAGGGAUGUGGAGGAACAUCCUGUCAAAUUUUCUGUUUCCCUUUCUGCAUCUCUCUGUUUUUGGUUGAGCAAAGAAAUGACUGAGCUUGGAGAUGGAGCGGAUUCCACGACUGAGCCAAAUUAAAUCCAUCCCUGGAACGAGCCAGGCUUUUCGAAUCUCCAGGUCCCAUAAAUACGUUAGCUAAUACCAACCAAAAAAGGCAGUAACUCCCUUCCCUUCUUCCUCUUUCACAAACAUUCAUUUGCAUUCUUCAGUCAUUUCAGCCUCAAUUUCUUCCUCAGGCUAGGAUUAUGAUUAUGAUUAUGAUUAUUAAUGAUAUCAGGAAACAUGAUGAGGAAUUAAGGGGAAAGACAGUGUUGACCCAGAGUAGUUACAAAAUGUAUGUUCUCUCCCCAAGUGCCACAGACCCACCUCCAAAGAGAGCUUCUCUGAAGAAAGCACAAGCAAAAAUCAAUUUUACGUGAAUAAGAAAAAUGAGGAGGUGGCUAAGAAACAGCAGGAGCCAGAUCCUAUUACUGACCUUAUAGGAUCUCUCAGCAGCUCUAAGGAUGAGCAGAAAGAGGUUUUGGGCCCAGGCAGCUCAACUGCUAAGUCAUCUCUGGCACUGAGACCAGGAGCUCAAGCGACUCAAGGCCAAAUUCAGGCUAAACAAGUAGAGGAACUAAUGAGAAAGAAAAUUUCAGAACUAUCCUCAGGAAAUGCUAAUACAAGGAUAAAAGACUCCUUCUCCCAAGCCUCUGGUGCAAAUGAGGAAUUAUCAGUCAUUGGGUGACUUGUACUACUAACAAGGGACAUAGAAUGCAUAAAAUCCUUUUUGGCUGACUGUAAUAAAAUUCUUACCAUCCUGAUAGGUACUUGUAAAACCUUCUGGAAUAAAAUCUGGCAGAGUCUGUGGAACCAGAUAAUACAACAAUAUCUCUUUCCCUACCAUUAAAAAUAGAUCAAUAAGGGAGGUUUAAUUCGUCCACAUGGCAAAAGGAGGUCUAUAAGUACAAAGAAGAGCAAAAAUGUUAAAAAAAAUUAAAAUAGUGCAAUAUUAAAAAGUUGACUUAAAAAUACCUUUUAACUUACUUAAGAGUAGCUCAUGCUCUGGGUCCAGACAGAACACUUAAGAAGCUUGUACUGUACAGUGGUACCUUGGGUUAAGUACAUAAUUCGCUCCAGAGGUCCAUUCUUAACCUGAAACUGUUCUUAACCUGAAGACCACUUUAGCUAAUGGGGCCUCCUGCUGCUGACGCGCCGCCGGAGCAUGAUUUCUUUUCUCAUCCUGAAGCAAAGUUCUUAACCCGAGGUACUAUUUCUAGGUUAGCGGAGUCUGUAAGCUGAAACGUAUAUAACCUGAAGCCUAUGUAACCCGAGGUACCACUGUACUGGAAUUUGCACACCAGAUCCUUAUAUCAAUAUGAAACGAUAUGCAAGGUUAUCAAAUGGUCUGCUGUCCUGUCAGAAGCCAAAAUCAAACCAGGGAGAGGGUUUUGAUAAACAAGAAUUGGAAAUGGGUGCUGUCUCAAAAUAAGCUACUUCUCUCAAGCUACCAUAAGCCUUUGGGAAUCUUGUCACAAGAGGAGUGGAAAGUUUAUGAACAUAGUGCAUAAGCACAGAGAAUAUCUAAGGAGGAGUGGUGUAUCAGUCUGAAGAUUAUUCAAAAAUGUGGCAUCACCAGCUCCUCUGCUUCCACAUUCAGCAACACCUCCAAAAAGUCCUCAGUUCAAGGCAGACUAUCCUGCUUUAGUUGACAUAUACUCUGCAGGUGACAAUCCUGACUAGCCAGCUGACCUGGACCCCAAGGAACCCCAUAACUCAGACAGCCCUGGGUCCUUGCACUUGAGAAAUCUAGGGAAGGACCUACUUGACAGAACUGAAAAGAAUUGAUUGCAUGUCUUCUGUGCUCUGCCGUAAGAAGCCCAGAAUGAAAUAUUCCCCAGAUUUGACCUCUGACGUUCUUGCCUAAUAAGUUUGAAGAAGGAACACAAGGGCUCAUGCAAGUAGAACUUGACCCUUUGUGCUCCAGAUCCAGCCCACCAGAUAUUCCAGCAUGAGUUGAAUUUAUGGGCUGAAAAGCCACCUCCUCCCACCAGCAGGUUAAUGAACCCUCUUUCCUACCAAUUGGAGAUGAAGAGCUUCCCCAAAGAUUUGGUCCACAUGCAAGAGGCAAAUAUGGCCAAAACAUCUGCGUCAACAGGACUCUCCGUAGAAAGCACCAAGCAUGGGGCCACUUACAGGUAUUAGCUACUCAUCUGUUUUCUGCCCAUGCUCUGGGGUUGCAGUUUUCAGGCUCAGGGACAGGAUGGUAACUCGUUUUGGCACCAAGUUCUGUUCAUAAGCCCCAAUGAGUUCAAUGGGAUCAACUCUCAGGUCACUAUUGUGCAGACCCUGCCAUCCUUACGAAGUGGGGUGAUUAGCAAACGGGAAACUGCAAGCACUGGAGAUGUUUACAAAUGGGGCUUCUGAUGAGAAGGGGCUGCCCCACUUGUUCUUCUCCAGAGGCAGGAGAAUAUCUAGGGCAGGAGAAUCCCUGCAGGGCCUCUGAGGCUCCCUUUGCUUCUUCCUCUCUCCCAGGACCCUGCAGCUUCUUCUGGCUCCUUGACUCCACAGGAAGGAUGAAAGAGACGCAUCCUGCAAAGCUAGCAAGGAUGGAGGGGGAAGAUGGACGGUUGACCUGGUCAGGUUGUCUCCUGCAUCCCUCCUCUCAACCUCUGAGCGUUCCCUCCCAGGGACCUCCGAGAGAUCUGGUGAGUCCCAGAGGAGUGGAGAUGGGGACAUGGAGGGAUGGAUGGAGGGUGGAAGAGGGGAGCUCUCUGGCCAGAAAUGAGAUAAAGCAGGGAUUUUACUGUGGAAGCUGUGGAUGGGGCCCCCAACAUUGGGAGGCUUCCCUCCAGCCAGAAAAUCCCUGCAGGGCCUCUGAGGCUCCCUUUGCUUCUUCCUCUCUCCCAGGACCCUGCAGCUUCUUUUGGCUCCUUGACUCCUCAGAAAAAUGUUGGCUUUUUGCAGUCUGGUAGCGCUGCAGAGAGCUUGCUGGGGAGACCAUGCAUUAAAAAGGGACUCAAAAAUAACUUCAACAAGGUUUUAAUAACAAAAACAAAAACUCCUUUUACACUAAAUACAUCAACAAAACAAACCAGACCCAACCACCAACCCAUCCCCAGGGUAAUGGGAGAGCUAGGUGCAGCUCCUUAUAUACUACACCCAAUUGCCAACACGGCUUAAUCAAUACAACUCAGCAGCACCUGCUAUGUUUCACAGCUGUAAAGCUGGGUCUCGUUAUCUUGCUCUGGCCCCUUAAAGACAUACACAUCGGGUGGAACAAUGAUGAACCUUUACAUAUAAAGAAACCAUUCAACAGAAGGAUGAAAGAGACGGAUCCUGCAAAGCUAGCAAGGAUGGAAGGGGACGUGGGACGGUUGACCUGGUCAGGUUGUCUCCUGCAUCCCUCCCCACAACCUCUGAGCGUUCCCUCCCAGGGACCUCCGAGAGAUCUGGUGAGUCCCAGGGGAGGGGAGAUGGGGACCUGGAUGGAUGGAGCCAGAGAGGAAUUGGGGCUUGCUCAGCUUGGGGGUGGGGGGAGGCAGGCAGGCAGAUGGAGAUGGAGAAGGGGAGCACCUUUUUGGGCUCCCCGCCUGCCUCCCUGCCUGCCUGCACCUUUGUCAUCUGCAGGCAAUUUGAGCUAGGAAUAGAUCACAGCUCCCCAGCCACCGCGAUGUACAGUGAUUCCAUGAUUGAGCCACAAAAAUAUCCAUCCCAGAUAAAAGCCAAGCAAUAUCUCAGUUAAUACCAGCCAACUAAGGAAGUGAAACCUAUAGGACGGCCUCACAUCUCAUUCUCUUCAGUUCUUCCUCUGUCACAAGCAUUCAUUAACAUUGUUCAAUAAUCUGGAGCUCCCAUUUCCUCCUGAGACUAAUUAGCUUCUCUCUUCAUUGCAGAUGGUGAUGAAUCAGAAGGGAAGAACAAGGGGGAGCACAACAGAAUCCCCAUAGCGGAGAAGUCAUAUAAAUAUUCAGAGUGUGGAGAGAAGAUCCGUCAGAGUUCCCAGUCCACCUCCCAUCAAAGAAAGAGCUUCAUUCGAAGGAAUACCCUGACUUCACAUGAAAGAACACAGAGUAGGGAGAAAUUGUAUCAGUGCAGAGUAUGUGGAAAGAGCUUCAAUCGAAAGGGUAAUCUAACUUUGCAUCAAAGAGUUCAUACAGGGGAGAAACCAUAUAAUUGCUUGGAAUGUGGAAAGAGCUUCAGUCACUGGGGGAAUCUCACUUCCCAUCAAAGAGUUCAUACAGGGGAGAAACCGUAUCAGUGCUUGGAAUGUGGGAAGAACUUUAGUCACCGCCAGAAUCUCGCUUCUCAUCAAAGAAUUCAUACAGGGGAGAAACCGUAUCAGUGCUUGGAAUGUGGAAAGAGCUUCAAUCGGAAGGGUCACCUCACUUCCCAUCACAAAAUUCAUACAGGGAGAAACCCUAUCAGUGCUUGGAAUGUGGGAAGCGCUUCAGUCAGGAGGGGAAUCUCACUUCUCAUCAAAGAAUUCAUACAGGGAGAAACCCUAUCAGUGCUUGGAAUGUGGAAAGAGCUUUCGUCUGAGUGGUGAUCUCACUUCCCAUCAAAGAAUUCAUACAGGGGAAAAACCCUAUCAGUGCUUGGAAUGUGGAAAGAGCUUCAGUAAGUGGGUGAAUCUCACUUUUCAUCAAAGAAUUCAUACAGGCGAGAAACCCUAUCAGUGCUUGGAUUGUGGAAAGGGCUUCAGUCGGAAGGAAAGUCUUACUACCCAUCAAAGAAUUCAUACAGGGGAGAAACCCUAUCAGUGCUUCGAAUGUGGAAAAGGAUUUAGUCUGAGUGGUCAUCUGACUUCCCAUCAAAGACUUCAUACAGGAGAGAAACCGUAUCACUGCUUGGAAUGUGGAAAGAGCUUUGUCUGAGUGGUGAUCUGACUUCCCAUCAAAGAGUUCACACAGGGAAAAACCCUAUCAGUGCUUGGAAUGUGGAAAGAGCUUUUGUCAGAGUGGUCAUCUGACGUCCCAUCAAAGAUGUCAUACCGGAGAUAACCCGUAUCAGUGCUUGGAAUGUGGAAAGAGCUUUCGUCAGAGUGGUGAUCUGACUUCCCAUCAAAGAGUUCACACAGGGGAAAAACCCUAUCAGUGCUUGGAAUGUGGAAAGAGCUUUCGUCAGAGUGGUGAUCUGACUUCCCAUCAAAGAAUUCAUACAGGGAGAAACCCUAUAUGUGCUUGGAAUGUGGGAAAAGCUUCCGGGAGGGCCACAAGCUCACUUCCCAUCAAAGAAUUCAUACAGGUGAGAAACCCUAUCAGUGCUUGGAAUGUGGAAAGAGCUUCAGUCAAAGUGCCACACUCUAUUACCAUCACAGAAUUCAUACAGGGGAGAAACCCUAUCAGUGCUCAGAAUGUGGUAAGCGCUUCAGUCAGGAGGGGAAUCUCACUUCUCAUCAAAGAAUUCAUACAGGGGAGAAACCCUAUCAGUGCUUGGAAUGUGGAAAGAGCUUUCGUCUGAGUGGUGAUCUCACUUCCCAUCAAAGAAUUCAUACAGGGGAAAAACCCUAUCAGUGCUUGGAAUGUGGAAAGAGCUUCAGUAAGUGGGUGAAUCUCACUUUUCAUCAAAGAAUUCAUACAGGCGAGAAACCCUAUCAGUGCUUCGAAUGUGGAAAAGGUUUUUGUCUGAGUGGUCAUCUGACUUCCCAUCAAAGACUUCAUACAGGAGAGAAACCGUAUCACUGCUUGGAAUGUGGAAAGAGCUUUCGCCUGAGUGGUGAUCUGACUUCCCAUCAAAGAGUUCACACAGGGAAAAACCCUAUCAGUGCUUGGAAUGUGGAAAGAGCUUUCGUCAGAGUGGUGAUCUGA